AUGAGUGGUUGUUCAUUUGAUGAGCACUACAGUAACUGUGGAUAUAGUGUGGCUUUGGGGACCAAUGGAUUUACUUGGGAGCAGAUCAAUACCUGGGAAAAGCCAACAAUGGAUCCUGCUGUUCCAACGGGCUCCUUCAUGAUGGUAAACAGCUCUGGACGGGCAUCUGGGCAGAAAGCUCAUUUGCUUUUGCCUACAUUGAAGGAAAAUGACACACAUUGCAUCGACUUCCACUAUUACUUAUCCAGCAGAGACCGUUCCAGUCCUGGCUCUCUGAAUGUCUAUGUGAAGGUGAACGGUGGACCACAGGGCAAUCCCAUAUGGAAUGUGUCAGGGAUUGUUACGGAAGGAUGGGUGAAGGCGGAACUUGCCAUCAGUACGUUCUGGCCACAUUUUUAUCAGGUGAUAUUUGAAUCUGUCUCCUUGAAAGGACAUCCAGGGUACAUCGCUGUGGAUGAAGUCAGAGUUCUUGCCCAUCCAUGCAGGAAAGCACCUCAUUUCCUCCGGCUGCAGAACGUGGAGGUUAACGUGGGGCAGAACGCAACCUUCCAGUGCAUUGCUGGGGGCAAGUGGUCGCAGCACGACAAGCUCUGGCUCCAGCAGUGGAAUGGAAGGGACACAGCAUUAAUGGUGACUAGAGUGGUCAACCAUAGACGUUUUUCUGCUACUGUCAGCGUAGCUGACACUUCCCAACGCAGUAUCAGCAAGUACCGAUGCGUCAUUCGUUCCGAUGGUGGAUCUGGAGUUUCGAAUUAUGCAGAAUUAAUAGUGAAAGAACCCCCAACACCUAUUGCCCCUCCUGAGCUGCUGGCUGUUGGAGCCACCUACCUGUGGAUCAAACCCAAUGCCAACUCCAUCAUCGGAGAUGGGCCCAUCAUCCUGAAGGAGGUGGAAUAUCGGACAACCACUGGGAAUUGGGCAGAAACGCACAUUGUAGACUCCCCUAAUUACAAACUGUGGCAUUUGGAUCCUGAUGUGGAGUAUGAGAUCCGAGUUUUGCUCACUCGCCCCGGAGAAGGAGGCACAGGGCCCCCCGGACCUCCGCUCACAACAAGAACAAAAUGUGCAGAUCCAGUCCACGGACCACAGAAUGUCGAAGUUGUUGAUAUCCGCUCCCGGCAGCUGACCUUGCAAUGGGAGCCCUUCGGUUACGCGGUGACCCGCUGCCACAGCUACAAUCUCACAGUCCAGUACCAGUACAUGUUUAACCAGCAAAAAUUUGAAGCCGAGGAACUCAUCCAAACUUCUUCCCACUACACCUUGCGAGGCCUUCGGCCCUUCAUGACCAUCAGGCUGAGGUUAGCCCUCUCCAACCCCGAGGGCAAAAUGGAGAGUGAGGAGCUGGUUGUGCAGACUGAGGAGGAUGUUCCUGGACCCAUUCCCUUGGAAUCCAUCCAGGGAGGACCUUUCGAAGAGAAGAUCUAUGUUCAGUGGAAGCCUCCAAAUGAGACGAAUGGCAUCAUUACACUCUAUGAGAUUACAUACAAGGCCGUUGGGUCUCUGGAUCCCAGUGCUGACCUGUCCAGCCAAAGAGGGAAAGUCUUCAAGCUAAGGAAUGAAACACAUCACCUCUUUGUAGGAUUAUAUCCAGGGACUACGUAUUCAUUCACCAUCAAAGCGAGCACAGUCAAGGGCUUUGGGCCACCCAUCACCACACGGAUUGCAACUAAGAUUUCAGCACCAUCGAUGCCUGAAUACGACACAGACUCCCCCUUAAAUGAGACCGACACCACCAUCACAGUCCUGCUGACGCCUUUUUUGGAUGAAGCAGGAGCUGAUGCAGGGGAGAGGAGCUCUGGGUUAGACCGAACUCUACAGUCAGUCUCAGAUGUCUAUCAGCUAGUUGUCAAGGAAGAGAAGCCGCAGAAAGCACGGAGAGCUGCAGACAUCAUUGAGUGCUUCUCCGUGCCAGUGAGCUACAAGAAUGCUUCCAGUCUGGACUCACCCCACUACUUUGCAGCCGAGCUGAAGCCCAUCAACCUGCCUGUCACGCAACCAUUCACAGUGGGUGACAACAAAACCUACAAUGGCUACUGGAACGCUCCCCUUUCGCCCUUGAAAAGCUACAGCAUAUACUUCCAGGCUCUUAGCAAAGCGAAUGGAGAAACAAAAAUCAACUGUGUCCGGCUGGCAACCAAAGGAGCUUCCACCCAGAAUUCCAAUGCAGUGGAACCAGAAAAGCAAGUUGACAGCACAGUGAAAAUGGCCGGAGUUAUAGCUGGUCUUCUGAUGUUUGUUAUUAUCCUCUUAGGAGCAAUGCUUACCAUCAAGAGAAGAAGAAACGCAUAUUCCUACUCCUAUUACUUGCAUUCAAGCCAAUGUUUUAGGGGCCUCUCUGUCUUCUACAGGACCAGGAAGCUAGCCAAGAAGCAGAAGGAGACUCAGACCAGCACGCAGAGGGAGAUGGGUCCUGUGGCUACUUCAGACAAGACCUCUACUAAACUCAGUGCUGUUCACAAUGAAGAAGCUUUUUCUUCCAGCUGCCAAGAUGUUAAUGGAUUCACAUCACCCUCUCCUUGUUCAUUUUCUGUCCAAAGCAAAACCCUUCAGAGCAAAUCUUUGUUGAAUUCCUACUACUCAGUAUCAUCAGACACUGUUCCAUCGACCACGCUGCUAGACAGUAGCCAUGGAGAGAUGACGCAGCCAACUCUGACUAUCCAGACUCAUCCGUACCGGAGCUGUGAGCCGGUGGAAAUGUCCUACCCCCGGGGGCAGUUCCAGCCAGCCAUCCGCGUGGCCGACCUGCUGCAGCACAUCACCCAGAUGAAGCGAGGCCAGGGCUAUGGAUUUAAAGAGGAGUAUGAGGCACUACCUGAGGGGCAGACGGCAUCCUGGGAUACAGCCAAGGAAGACGAAAACCGCAAUAAGAAUAGAUACGGAAACAUCAUCUCCUAUGAUCACUCAAGGGUGAGAUUGCAGCUGCUGGAUGGGGACCCUCACUCUGACUACAUAAAUGCCAACUACAUAGACGGAUACCACCGGCCUCGUCAUUACAUUGCAACUCAAGGGCCAAUGCAAGAGACAGUGAAGGAUUUCUGGAGAAUGAUUUGGCAAGAGAACUCUGCAAGUGUUGUCAUGGUCACCAACUUAGUGGAAGUCGGCAGGGUAAAGUGUGUUCGGUACUGGCCAGAUGACACAGAAGUGUAUGGAGAUAUUAAAGUCACAUUAAUUGAGACAGAACCAUUGGCAGAGUAUGUUAUACGCACGUUUACUGUACAAAAGAAAGGCUACCAUGAGAUCCGAGAGAUUCGGCAGUUCCACUUUACCAGCUGGCCAGACCACGGCGUUCCCUGCUAUGCUACAGGUCUCUUGGGCUUCGUUCGACAAGUGAAGUUUCUCAAUCCCCCCGAAGCGGGACCUAUUGUUGUGCACUGCAGUGCUGGGGCCGGGAGAACAGGGUGCUUUAUUGCCAUUGACAUCAUGCUUGACAUGGCAGAGAACGAAGGCGUGGUAGAUAUAUUUAACUGUGUGCGAGAGCUGCGCUCCCAAAGGGUCAAUUUGGUACAGACAGAGGAGCAGUAUGUGUUUGUCCAUGAUGCCAUUUUGGAGGCCUGUCUCUGUGGCAACACGGCCAUUCCAGUUUGUGAGUUCAGAUCCAUAUAUUACAACAUCAGCAGACUAGAUCCACAGACUAAUUCCAGCCAGAUAAAAGAUGAAUUUCAGACUCUCAAUAUCGUGACGCCACGUGUUCGACCAGAAGACUGUAGCAUUGGGCUUCUGCCAAGGAACCAUGACAAGAACCGCUGCAUGGAUGUGUUGCCCUUGGACCGGUGCCUACCGUUCCUCAUCUCUGUGGAUGGUGAAUCAAGUAACUACAUCAAUGCUGCACUCAUGGAUAGCCACAAGCAACCUGCUGCCUUUAUUGUAACCCAACACCCUCUGCCCAACACCAUAGCAGACUUCUGGAGGCUGGUGUUUGAUUAUAACUGCUCAUCUGUUGUGAUGCUGAAUGAGAUGGAUGCAGCACAGCUCUGCAUGCAGUACUGGCCAGAGAAGACUUCCUGCUGUUAUGGCCCAAUUCAAGUGGAGUUUGUUUCAGCAGAUAUUGAUGAAGAUAUCAUCAAUCGGAUAUUCCGGAUCUGCAACAUGGCCAGGCCCCAGGAUGGAUACCGUAUCGUUCAGCACCUGCAGUACAUUGGCUGGCCAGCAUACAGGGACACCCCUCCUUCCAAACGCUCCCUCCUGAAGGUGGUCAGAAGGCUGGAGAAGUGGCAGGAACAGUAUGAUGGGAGGGACGGACGCACUGUUGUCCACUGCCUGAAUGGCGGGGGACGCAGUGGCACCUUCUGUGCCAUCUGCAGCGUGUGCGAAAUGAUCCAACAGCAAAAUAUCAUCGAUGUGUUCCACAUAGUGAAAACACUGCGGAAUAACAAAUCCAACAUGGUGGAGUCGCUGGAACAGUAUAAAUUUGUAUACGAGGUUGCACUGGAAUACUUGAGUUCCUUUUAGCCUAGCGGAGGGAGGGGAGUCUCCCAAAAGCCAGACCCCCCGUCUCUGACAGACGCUCUCUUCCCCUCUCCCACACUCGAAGGCAGUAACAAGUGUGGGAAGGAAAAACUCUCCUUCCCGGAGCCAGAGCCUGCGACUGCACAGACCUCAGUGCCGCUGGGAGGACGAGACGAUGCCUGUGUUUGCUGCUGCCUGCUUUCUACUGGAGCAUCUACCGCUUCUCAAAUAACCUACUGUACAAAUUAGCAAAACGGGAGACAGCCUGGAAGACUGGACUUUCUAAUCCCCACUGACUUCUCCUCUCCUCUUUUGGAUUGUAUUUUUGCUCUCCUCACUACAGAGUGGAGAAAGAAUGAAACCCCGAGGAAAUUCUGUCUUUUAAAUGUCUCCUUUUUAAUUUGUGGUUUUGCUCUCAAAUCGCGGUCUUUAAUUUUUGAACUUCAUGCAGCAGUCAUUUGGGAAAAAUGAGAUAUAGCCAUAGGGGAUAUAUGAAACUUUUUGUUACAAUGUGUCUGCUUUCUCUGUUUGGGGGUAUUUUUUGGUUUUUGUUUUGUUUUAUUUUUUUCCAAAUGUAAAGGCCAACACCAAAAACAAAAACAAAAUGCUGGAAUUCUCUUCCCGUAUCCGAUUCCUUUUAACAUGAAAAUAGGCAGUGGAAAUGAGAAGCUGUUCAUGUAUGCACUGCCUCAGCUUCUGCACAAAUGUUUCCUCCCAGUUUCUGCUAGACUCUCAAGGCUGCGCACAAGCUGGUUGCUUCUCUCUGAUCCGUGUUCGUUUCACUGCUGAUGAAGCAAUAUCUUUAAAGAGUUCCACAGCCACUUAAACCUUAAAAUUAAAUAUUGGCAUUAAGCAAAUUGCAUUUGUCUUGCAACUCUGGUAACUUUGUUACCAUGUUUUUCAAGAGAUUACUGGGGUGCAGUGUGUCUUUAAAAAACAGGGUAUAAAACUUAUUGGUCAUAUAUUAUGUAUUAUUAUUUUUUAUUUAUUAUUUGUAUGGCUGUAGAACUUAGGAGCCCUAGUCAUGACUCAAUCGAAGUGAACUAGGCACUGUGCAAACAAAGAGCAAAAAAGCUUCCUGUUCACAGAGCUUAAAACCUGAAGGUAAUCUUAAAGUUAUGUUUGAUCAAGAUUUCCUCACUGUUUCCAAACUAUUGUACUGUCAGAUGUAGUUGAGCAACUUAUCCAGAUUUCCAGACCCUGCAAACUUCAAAGUGGUAACCCAUCCAAGCUCUAGGAAAGGCAAUGUACCUACACGGAAAUCUAUAGUGACAUGCAUUAAAAAAUGCAUUAGACCAGCACGACUUUCCAUCUUAAGCAAAACAGCUUUUGUUUUGUUCUGCAGAAAUGCCCGUGCAACUCCAUUUCUUUAAAACAAACAGCAGAUGUGUUUUGCCACGGUUCUGGAUCUUACUCUGACUUCUUUGCAGCUAAGAAAUUGCUUUUCUAAAAGAGUAUACGUAAGUAGUUAAUCAUUAAGGUCUGUGGGGUAAUCCCAGAGAAAAAAGAAAAUUUAAAUGAACAAGACCUUGCAGUAUUCAUUAUUUCAGUUUAGCCAUUUAUUUAUCUAGACGGAAUAUGAGGUUGUUCUCUAUGUAAAUUAGAUCCUGGGAGAUGUACGUUUCUUCAGACAUAGACUUUCUGAAAGCUAGAUUGAAGGUGAGAGUUUAAGAAAACUCUACUUUCUGACCACCCUGUAGCUUUCCACUUUCAGGUAAAUACUCAGAGACUGUGCUGGGAGCUCUGUCAUGUCAAUGUCUGGCAUUGAAAAUGCCAGAAGUUCAAAAAACAGUAAUAAUUCCAUACGUAAAUCCAGAAGACUGCUCUGAUCCGUUGUCAUUCUCUUUUUAAUAGUCUUACCUUUGCCUUGACAGUGAAGGAGGAAAAUUACUAAAUCUGAUAAAAACAACUCUUGACUUAAACGUACCUGUACCUAACUGAAAAGUUUUCAUUUCUGCCAGGAGCUGCAAAAAUCUAAGAAAAGAUGUCAAGUAUUUGCAAACAGAAAAGGAAAAUAAAAGGCAAAGCAACACUGUGACAUAAAAAUGAAAAGGAAGGCAAAAUAGUAGUGUUUUGGUUAGAGGUGGCUUGCUGCAACAGCGUAGGUCCAAAGUCGGGUGCCAUUUGCAGAGAAGAGGGGAGUGAGCACCUCCUUGGUGCUCCAUCCUGCUCAAUCCUUGGGCAGGAUUUUUCGACGACUGCCUAGGUAGAAAGAAGCUACAAGUCAGCAAGGUAUUCCUGAGUCAUUCAGUCCAGAAAGCCAGAGGGAAUCAGCCUGUUUUCCAAAUCCCUAACGCCUGUCUAAAGAAAAGGUACUGUGUGCUUGGACGCGGUUGUCAUGGCCAGGCUGUCUCUUCUUUGAGUUAUUUCUGGGCGAUUUGCUUUUCAAUUAUAUUCUCAGCUUUUUUAUAAAACGAGUCGUCCGAGGUGUCAUUCGGUGUUGCAUACCCAGAUAUGACCAGUGUUAGUGGGAUGUUAUGAAAAUACUGAUUAGUAUUUAGCUUUCUGUGAAUUUUACAUGGAAGCUAACAAUCCAGUAGUAAAAAGAGGUUCCUCUCUUGAAUUAUUGAAAGACUAAAACAGGGAGGUAUAAUAGGAAGGAUAAAAGGAAAGUAGAGGUAGAAGAAAUGACAAUAUGACUGAAAUGUGAGGUGUAGGAGGUAGUUCCAGGCUUAAGAGUAGCAUAAAAGAAAGUGAAUUAAAAAACUAGAAGAGAAUUCAUCGAGCAAAUGUGCGUGGAGAGAGGCAAGUGUCAGAAGAACAGAGCACACAGCGCCACAGUGGAGUUGUUUAAGGCUUUGAGGUAGGUUUCAGUGUAUUUUCAGGGUGUGAAAAUUGCUACUAAAGGGUCAGGCCCAUGUAUCAGCUGACCCGCAGCAACUUGUCACGGGCAUGCUUUUAGCCCUCUGCAAAUGCAAAGCUGUGUUAGCAUAAACUUCAGUGAAAGAUGGUUAAGCUAAGUUUUACCUUGUGUUUGUAAGGAAUGAGUAAUGCAGGUGUCUGUUAGCCCAGCCCAGCUGAUGGACACAACUUCCUACAUGGUAACUCAGUUGUGUGUCUUGGCCUUUCUUCUAAUUUUCUGCCUACAGUCAAUGUGGGAAGAUGCUCAGCAAACUCCGCCGGUUCAGUUGUCUGUAGACCCAAGCAGUUGUGUUGUCAUGGAGUUGGUGGAGUUGGCUGCUUCUGGGGGAAGGAGCUUGCUGUGUGUUGGCUGAGAGAUCUUUACUCUGUUCGUCACCGCACAGUGUGUGUAUGCUCUGCAUGAAGUAAUGAUGAAGGGAAUUGAGUGGAAAAAGAAAAGAACAACCUCACUUUAAAUAACCUUACCACCAUGAGGUUAUUUAAACCACAGAGAAUAACAUAUAGCACAAAAAGUAAUGUGUUUGAAGCAAGAUUAUGGGUGUUGGGAUUUGUUUUCAUUGGGAAAGAGAGACAUGAGUUGAGAUAAAGGAGACUUGUCUCGCUCCUGAAAGGAUUAAUAGUGAGGAGUGGAGUUGGUAGAAAAGAUAGAAAAGACUGAACUUAAAAUGGGAAAAUACGAUAUUGACAAUAUCUUUUUGGUCAUAAUGAAGACAGAUUUAUUCCUGUUCAGGCAUCUCCAGGGUCAAUGGACCAUUGUUUAUUAAUAGCACAGUAUUGGUCUAAAUUAUAAUCUAAAAUUCAGGGAGCUAGGAAUAAUUGAAGAAAGGUGGCAGGGAGCUGUCUCAUGCACAGGGUAACUAACAUCUCAAAUUGUUAAGGAAUGUAACUGAAGGAAAGAAUUCCAGAAAUAUCUAGAGUGAUUGCUGGAGAAGACCCUGACUUGUCUGAAGGUGAGAAAUAGAGACGAAAACCCCUAAAAAGUACAGUAGCCUUGACAAUCGUUUCAAUUUUUUUUUAAUUUUAGUUAAGAGCUCCUCAGGAGCUGUAUCAUAUGCUAGCACCUUCCCCCCACCCUCAGAAUGAUGUGUAAGGAGAAGGUGUCUGACCUCUCCUGUAUAUGAACCUGAGCUCAUGCUUUCCCUCAACACGUGCCUGCAUAUUGUCUGGGAGAGCCCUGGGUGACAAAGCACAAAAUACAGACAAGCUGACAGUUACACAGUAUAGAUUAUUGCAUGCCAGGUUUUGUUUAUUAAUAUAGAAAAGAAACUUUGCAAGGGAGCGCAGUGUAUAUAUGAAAGCAGCUGAAUCAAGCAGCUGAAUCAAGACCUUUGGUAGCAAGCAGGCAAAUGGAGGUUUGGUUAUUCUGGUCAUGUCUGCAGCUUGACAUUAAUGGUGUUCUUUGACCUGGAAAGUCUCUGGACUCUGUUAGUAGGAGGCCCUUGGGUUCAUGAUUGAAAUUCUUUAGCAAAGUUGCAUGAAACUUCAUGUUUGCCUUUGCCAUGCUUAGCUUCAGCCAGUUUUAUUAGUGCACUGUUAGGUCCCGCUUACUUUAUUCACAUUUUAGCCAUUUAUGUUAGCUAGAGUUGUCCACCUUGGUCUACAUGCAACUGGCAUUUAUCAGUGAAAGACUUCUACAUGCCUAGAAGAGCUGGAGCCUUCGUGGCCUUUCAGCCCUGAACCAAGCCGCUGUUGCUGGAUCCCAUUGCUCCUGGUCAGCACCCUGCCUGUGCACAUUUGAAGAGGAUGUCCAGGUAAUUCCCAAAAGUAGCCAGAGAUUUUAAGAAAUGCCUGUGACCUCUACUUAGUCUGGGAGGAGAUCACAAUGUAUAACUUCUGACUAGUGAAGCACAUGUUUGUGUGUCAGGAGUUUCCAAGCUUUUAUUUUGGAACUGUAAACUUCCUAUAAAAAAUGCCUAGUGACAAUGUAGACCCAAAAUAGCAGAUUUAAGCUUGCAGACAGUAGACUAUUUUUUCUAUUUACUUUUCGCAGGCCCUUUAGAAGUAGUUUGUGGGAUUUCCCCUAAGAAUCCACAGAUCAUGGAUUGUUGGUCACUGCUCUUGAUGUCCUGUAGAGGCAGGCAAAGGAGACAGGCUCCUCCAGAAAGUUAUUCAGAAGACAGCUAAUCUAAUUGACAUGUGGAAGAGAAGGAAAGGAGAAGAAGUCUCCUUUGGGAGAAAAGCAAACAGCAGAGGAGAAGGCAGAUUAAAUGGAGUCCCGAAACAGGUAGGAAACUUGCACCUUGUUCUGUCUCAUUCUUGAACAGAGCCACUUAUAUAUCUCUUAUUUUUCUGAGUUCAUGCCAAGAUCAUAAAAACAGGUAAUACCACAUUCCACCCUGUGGAGCUCUCUGGAGACCAAGCAGUCAGUGUAACAUAGGGAAUAAAUCCUGAGGGGCAAAGAGAAAAGAUUUGCUUGAGAGAGGAAUCUUCAAAUACAAGGUGCCAUUACCAGUCGCACUUGCAGAAUUCGUAACAAGUCAUCACAGAGCAAUGCACAGUCCUAAUGUAUUCCUGUACAACCAAUAUAAGUGAAAUGUUGCCCUCACAAAACACCAUUGUCCCAUAAUGAAUUUAAAUAAUAUAGUGUAUUACAUUGUGGCACAGUUAACUUUGGUAUAUCUGGCCACUGCAAGGAGCAUCUCAAGAACUUUAUGUGAGCCAGCUAUAUUUCCAUUUGAGGUUCAUUCAAUUGUCUUGAGUUUACAAACUUAUGUGAAUUCUAGUUCAUUAGAAACGUAAAUGGAGCCAUGUGACAAAAGUUGUUCAGUGUGACCGCUACCUGUGGGUCCAAAAUUCGAUGCAUUUCUUAGAAGACUGUGAAAAAGCAGAACAAAUUACUGCAUCUUCCCUGCACAGACCUUUCAGGAGUAGAAACUGGGGGAGCCAGCUAAUCAAAUUUGGCAUACAGAAGUGGGUAUAAGAACUCCAUUAAUCCUCCUGUGUUCAUGUUUAUUUAGAUUUAAAACUUCUAUAGCCAUGCAGAAGUGGUACACAUUUUUAAAAACGCCAAGUGCCCUUCCCUAUUUCCAGAAAUGCCUACAGCUCUUCCUUCAACAAGCUCCAGCAAAUAACAUAGCAAGCAAAGCCCACCUUCCACAAUUUUGGGGAGGGCCACUAGGAGAAUCUAGCGUGUUAUCUGUUAAUUAACUUGGAAAAGGUAUCAGUUGUCUUACUCCUAAUAUAUUUAAUUGAGUAAUGCGCAAUUUUGCUAUAAUAGUCAAGAUGAAUCAUAAUUUUUCAUACGUCAGGUACAUCAGGACCCAAAUCCUGGUGGCAAUGAAUUUGAGGGAGGAAAAAAAAAAAAAAAAUUCCUGACUUCCAGUGGCCUCUAGUCUGUAAUCUUUAUUUGCUGCAUUAAAAGAAUUGAAAAGCCUCCCUUGUACACAAUAAACUAUACAUGGCAUAUCCUCCAGUUUCCUAUCAGACUGGCGUAAUUGUGAAAUACUAGUAGCUUUUUCAGUUUGUAAAAGCCACAGGGAUGUAAAUUAAUCUUUCCAUCCCUGUGGAUGGUUUGGGAUCCCUGUCCCAAACCAUCAAACAGGUUUUUUUGGUCCCUUUUCUCUGUUUUCAACCUGAGCCUUAAGAAACAAAACAAUGCAGCAAGCUGAAUGACAGAUGCUGGUCUUCCCAUAGUGUUUAAUGGUGGGGCGGAGAGCGGGGAAGAGAAUGAAACGAGACAAAAACAAACUAAAAUGUUUUUCUUCCAAGCCGAUUCAGCGUGAGCUGUUUUUGAGCAGUGUAGACAUGGGCUAGUCGACACCAGUUUGUCUGGAGCCAGGAUUUGCUUGUUGCCAGGUGAGGUUACAGCAUAGCUAUACCCUUUGGGAGGAGUCCUGAUCUCUUGCAUGUAGGUUUCCAACAAUGUAGAAUUUACUUCAGUGGAGUUACUUGUUGCAGAGUGGCAGUAUUUCAAUGGUGUUGGUUUUUAUUGGGAGAUCUGAUGUCCCAGAACAGUAACGUAUUGGGGGGAAUUUGUGACAUACCUUAGGAGCAUUGCGCUAUGGAGGCAUUCUUGUGUGAGUACAUCAUCUGUCAGUGGAGACCUCUGGGGAUCAUAUUUAUGUGAAGUUAUGGAAGGGAGUACAUUUGCAGAGAAGUAAGUGGGAGUGUGGCCAGCACUUUACAAACUGUCAUGAAUUUAGCUACUCUAAAAGACUCUCCAGGACAAAUGAUGAUCAGUUGUUUGGAUUGCUAAAAGUCUCACCAGACUUCCUGUGCUAGACUUCAUGUACCUGGACCAGAACUGAUAUUAUCCCAUCAUCAUCCCUGCAGCCAUUUCUUACUUCUCCAGCACUGUACUUCUAUGCCAAAAGUUUCAGCCAUAUCCUUUACAUGUUUAACUCAUACGGACUAACCAUGUUAACAAAAUUCACUCCCAUAUUGAUUUAUCUCCUUCACCUCCUUUCCCCCCCGCACCGAUUCCGCUGAAAUUAAAACGUACUAGCAUCACUUGCUGCCAGCCUUGUUCCUCUGUCACACGGCAAUGCUGUGGCUGCCUCUGGAUCAGCAGUAUCCUGUUUCUGCUCCCUGAAUGCAACUGUUCGGCCAACAGGGAGGAGUGCUGCAUGAGAGCUAAUCUCUUUGCUGUUGCAAUUUUCCCCCCCUCCCUCUUUGGCCCUUAUGGGUUACUCGUGAAACUCACUUGUACAGUUUGGAUGUUUGAUAGAUAAAGCACGUAUGAAAAAAAAAGGAAAAAAAAAUAUAAAUACAGAAAUCUCAACACUGUGCAGUCAGUGUCUUUUCUUUCUAGCUUAAAAGAAGGAAGGUAAAUAAUGUCAAGUCAAUGAAUAUCAGAUAUAUUUUUUGACUGUACAUUACAGUGAAGUGUAAUCUUUUUUUUACAACUGCGAGUUCAUCUUAUUUAUUCUUGUAAAUGUUCCCAGACAAUGUUUGUAAUAUGGGCUGUGUUGCAAAUCCAUAAAAUAAAUCUGUGAUCUGAGAUUAAUGUUUUACUAAGA
This is a messenger RNA of Struthio camelus australis, 12266 nucleotides long. The record is from RefSeq and is a predicted model, not a curated record. Lineage: Eukaryota; Metazoa; Chordata; Aves; Struthioniformes; Struthionidae.